This is a messenger RNA of Babesia ovata, 2163 nucleotides long. Its product is annotated as Theoredoxin domain containing protein. Bases 1 to 2163 code for a protein of 720 amino acids. Lineage: Eukaryota; Apicomplexa; Aconoidasida; Piroplasmida; Babesiidae. The transcript has a single exon. The record is from RefSeq and is a predicted model, not a curated record.
AUGGAUAGAGUCGCCGAUCGUAGACCCGUUGUGAAAGUGUCUUCGCCAAGAACUGUCGCAACAGUCCCAGAGUCGGGUGUCAGCCGUGAGCAGAGAGCACACGCCGACGCCGGUGUCGCGAAAAGUGUUGCUGGUGCUGAUUCCGACGACUGGCCAGCAACUUUGCCUCAGUGUUUCGCAGCUGCCGACAUUUUGAUCGCCAAAGAUGUAAGAAAGCCCCUCCCCGUGUUUGACGGACCUCAGGAGGCAGUCGACAGCAGGCUAGAAUUGACCGAGCGGGCGCGUGUGCAUGGUUCGGCGGAUUCCGAUUACCUAGCAGAAGGCUUUCUAACGCCAUUAUCCGACUUUGACGCCGGGAGUUACUACCGCGGGCUCUACACACAGGGUCCCGGGUACCUUGUCGCGUCCGACAUCGGUUACGAAAGGUUAACUGACGACGCUCCAGUGUCAUUUCGCACACCGGAGUGCAAGUCACCCGCGUCAUUUGAUAGGUUAUUCUCGUGCUGUCUGUCGCUGAGAAUACCGACCCCGCAGUCGGAACGGAGUACUCCGAGAGUUGAAUCAUCGCAGCCAUCAGCGAAUGUGCUCCCCGAUGCUGCGCAGCGGCUGAUAGAGUUAGAGCAGGAGGGUUUCAAGCGAGAAGAGAGCCUACCUCUCGCCCCGGAACGUUCCAACAGCUUUGACACUGUUUUCGCCAACCACGAGGGCAGCGUCACAGACGAUCAUCCGCUGCUUGACGAGACCGUUGGUAAUACGCCUGAGAAGAAAACCAGGCGUUUCUUCAGACGUCUACCAACCAAAGCCGAUAUCGAGGCUGAUAAGGCGAUUGUGCGAAAGUGGUUUGAGAAAACAGCAAACCUGCGCACCAUCACGGUCACGGCUGGAUCUCGACACGUAACAUCGUCUCAGCAUCCGCCUGUAAAGCUAGUGAGCAAAUCCGAAACUAAGGAGUUUGAUUCGUAUUUUCUUGCCGGCAUUAGGGAGUUUGAUAACAACGGCUACUCAUCGAGACACUCCAGCAAUUACGAGCUACCGAUUCAGAAUCCCGUUGUACGAAGGGAUACUGUAAAAGCGCCUUCACUUGUACGGCGCAGUGAAGCACCGCGUACUGAACUGGUGCAACCCCUAUCCAAAUCUACCACUGUUUCUGCGCCGUCGACACGGCAGGUUCACCUGAAAAGGGCCGAGCUCAGGACACCGCCAGCGCCCAAAGUAGAGCUUACUGAGAGACGACCUCUGCCACCGAGAUUAAUAAGGAAACCGUUAAUAUUCCCAAGGCGUCGUAGAAGGAGAACAAUGGACGCCAACGGUCUCAAGGACGUGGUCCGGGCCGACGAUGGCCAGCACAAGGAUCAACAGCAGUAUCAAGAGCAACACCUGGAUCAACAGAAUGAGCAGCCUGAGGAGCAACGAGUUCAACAGCCUGAGGAACAGCAAUACGAACAGCAAGGUGAACAGUCAGAGGAACAGCAGUACGAACAACAAGAGGGUCAAUCGGAUGCACAACAAUAUCGGCAACAAGAGGGACAGCAGCAGCCUGAGGACGGUCAGGAGGAGCAACAAGAGGGACAGCAGAGUCCCGAGGAGGGGCAAGAGGAGACUAUUGAGCAAGAUGUCAGUGUCAACCCAGUGGUCCCUCGCAUUUCGGCAUUGUCUGGCGAGUACAUGCCCAUGGCCGAAAUCAUUUUGGUGACUACUUCGCUCGGAGGCAUAAAGCACCAAUUCUUCCAGUCUAACCUGGCACGCCACCUUCUGGAUUGCAAGGGCGUUGUAUACUACGUCGUGGAUGCAAACCGCGAUUUCACCACCGCCACAACGCUGAAGGACCAUGAAUUGUUCGAGAAAUGGAAUGCCACGGGCAUCCUAAAAACGGAAACUAUCGGCCAGCGCAGCGCGGUGGUCAUUCCGCAGCUGAUCAUCGACGGUGUUUCUGUCGGGAACACUACUGCCAUGCAGGACCUGGAGGACGACGGUGACCUCGACUACAUCAUUGCACGGAUGUUGUGCCCCAGUUGCCUGGCGGAGAAACCGCAGGACGCCGUGCAGUGCCCGAGCUGCAACGUGCAGUACGACAUGCUAGUGCCGCCGGAAUACUGCGACGGUGUAGACAUACAGCGCAUAUGCCAGGGGGCGAUGUUUAGCGCCGACGACAAUGCAGAAUAA